Penicillium olsonii is the source of this 1599-nucleotide messenger RNA. NCBI's taxonomy places the organism in Eukaryota, Fungi, Ascomycota, Eurotiomycetes, Eurotiales, Aspergillaceae. The record is from the annotation of a GenBank genome assembly.
AUGACCUUGUCACAAUUCAGCUCUACGGAGACACUCAAAGACCCCAGGGUCAUCACACAAUCGGUUGACUCCAGCCCUAAUCUGUCACCCACCGAUGAGAAAGACAUUACUGUACCAUCAACACCAGCAGAAUCACUUAACCUCGAGAGCCAGGCCCCCACGCCACCACCUUACCAUGUCUUCCCUCGCUCUCGCAAGCUGCAACUGGUUUGCAUCGUCUCCCUCGCUGCAAUCUUUUCUCCACUAUCUUCCAACAUUUACUUCCCUGCCCUCUCAGAUAUUUCAAAACUUAACGUGUCUAUGUCCCUAGCUACAUUGACUGUCACAAUAUACAUGAUUGUCCAAGGCCUUGCCCCAAGCUUCUGGGGAUCCUUCUCAGACGUUUUGGGCCGUCGAGUAAUCUUCAUUGGAACCUUUGGUGUAUACAUUAUUGCCAAUAUCGCUUUGGCGGUAUCUACAAACUAUGGGGAGCUCAUGGCUUUCCGGGCCCUGCAAGCGGCGGGUAGUGCUGCGACUAUUUCUAUCGGUGCCGGUGUCAUUGGUGAUAUCACCACCUCAGCCGAGAGAGGCAGCUUGAUUGGAAUUUUUGGUGGUGUGCGCAUGUUGGGCCAAGGAAUCGGGCCCGUUUUUGGUGGUAUUCUCUCACAGUACCUUGGGUUCCGGUCUAUUUUCUGGUUUUUGGUCAUUGUGUCAGGCAUCAGUCUCCUCUCUAUUCUGGUCUUCCUCCCAGAAACUCUGCGCCCCAUCGCUGGUAAUGGCACCGUCCCUUUGAAAGGUAUCCACAGACCUUUCAUCUACUCCGUCACUGGCCAAAAGGAUGCCGAUGAGAAUUCCACUCCCAUUGGAAACAAAAACAAAGUCACCUUCAAGACUGUUCUGGCACCACUUACCUUCCUGGGCGAGAAGGAUGUAUUCAUCACCCUGUUCUACGGCAGUAUCGUCUACACUGUCUGGUCGAUGGUCACCUCGUCUACCUCCGACUUGUUCGAACAAAAGUAUGGUCUGAACUCCCUCGAGGUUGGCCUGACCUUCCUCGGAAACGGAUUCGGAUGCAUGACCGGAUCUUACACAAUCGGAUACCUGAUGGACUACAACCACAAGCGGACCGAGCGCGAGUACUGCCAACAGCACAAUCUUCCAAUCGAGACCCGCAUCAACUCCAAGUCUCACCCCGACUUCCCCAUCGAGUAUGCUCGUAUGCGCAACACCUGGUGGAUCACCGCCAUCUUCAUUAUCUGCGUUGCUGUCUACGGUGUCUCUCUGCGCACUCACAUCGCAGUGCCAAUCAUUCUGCAAUUUAUCAUUGCGUACGGAUCCACUGCUAUCUUCACUAUGAACAGUGCUCUCGUGAUUGACUUGUAUCCCGGUGCGAGUGCUAGCGCCACUGCUGUCAACAACUUGAUGCGAUGCCUGAUCGGCGCUGCCGGUGUCGCGGCCUCUCAGCCAAUUAUUGAUGCUAUCAGUGCUCAGUGGACAUUCCUCUUGCUUGCGGGUAUCACCCUCGCUAUGGUCCCUCUCCUGAUGGUUGAGAUGAAGUGGGGUUACGGAUGGCGCCUGGAACGCCACGAGCGUUUCAAGAAGAAGGAGAACAAGGCUUAA